Nerophis ophidion (straightnose pipefish) is the source of this 7211-nucleotide messenger RNA. RefSeq names its product P3 protein-like. Gene Ontology annotation, cellular component: membrane. The coding region runs from base 344 to 1699 and encodes 451 amino acids. The transcript has a single exon. Gene Ontology annotation, molecular function: bile acid:sodium symporter activity. The record is from RefSeq and is a predicted model, not a curated record. NCBI's taxonomy places the organism in Eukaryota, Metazoa, Chordata, Actinopteri, Syngnathiformes, Syngnathidae. Gene Ontology annotation, biological process: bile acid and bile salt transport.
AACCUCGAUAUCAUCACAUUAGUAUCGUCAUGAGGCCGGCGUUGCUAUCGACGCUGCCGACGUCAGACUCGAUCCUGCCCUUCAAUGUUUUCUCUCCUUUUUACCGAGCAAACUAACGGAUAUUGUCGCCGCUGGCGCCCGACGUGGGUCGGAGGGCGAACAAAGACGAGUGGCGGACAAAGCUGCAACGAGUGGAGAUGAUUGUGUUUCCUGUUGGGCGCGGGGCGGGGUGAUGUUUCUGUUCCGGUAUAAAAAGCAAAAUGGAUCCCAGACGAGCGGCGGAGCUGUGGCGCGACCAAGGAGACAACAAUGAGGGCGUAGCGAGGGGACGACAGUGAAGACAAUGAGGACGUUAACGUUAUUUCCACUAUGUUGUCUCCUGCUGGUUACCGGGCGAGCGUGGGCCGCCGGGAACCAGACCGUGGACGGCAGCCGGUACAUCAUCAUCGGGGACGGCUCGUCCAACGAAUUCGAGUUCCCUGAAAACACCAACGGCGUGAUUGUGGUGUCCAGCUUGUACCGCAGCCCCAGCGGGAAAGAGACGGUGACGGUCCGCUCCUUGGACCCGGAGGUGCUCUCCAUCCUCAACGUGACGGACGCCGGCCACGCCGGACCCACGAAGAGCUACGUCAUCAGCAUCCGCUCCGGCUUCCCCGGCCAGGCCCAGCUGGAAAUCCGGCUCCUCCUGGACCCGGACCGGGACUCCGCGGUGCUGAUCGAGGAGCGGACGGACUACUCCAUCAUCGUGGCGGCCGGUCGGGAGGACUCCGCCACGCGGCUCGUCCGCUCGGGCGGCUUGGCCCAUUUCUCGGAGAACCCGGUUCUGUUCGCCUUGCUGCCCCUCAUCUUCGUCAACAAGUGUGCCUUCGGCUGCAAGGUGGAGGUGGAGGUUCUGAAGGCGCUGCUGAGGAGUCCGCUGCCGCUGCUGCUGGGGGUUCUGGCCCAGUUCCUGGUCAUGCCGCUGUACGCCUACUGCGUGGCCCGCCUGGCCGUCCUCCCCAAAGCGCUGGCCCUGGGCUUGGUCAUCACUUGCUCCGCCCCCGGCGGCGGAGGCGGGUACCUGUACAGCCUCCUGCUGGGGGGCGACGUCACCCUGGCCAUCUCCAUGACGCUGGUGUCCACGGUGGUGGCGGCCGGCGCCAUGCCGCUGUCGUCGGCGCUGUACGGCCGCCUGCUGGGCGUCCACGCCGCCCUCCACGUCCCCUUCGUGAAGAUCCUGCUCACCCUCCUCUUCAUCGCCAUCCCCAUCUCGCUGGGCAUGAUGGUGAAGCUGCGCCUGCCCGCCCUGACCCGCGUCCUGCUGGGCCUCAUCCGGCCCUUCAGCUUCGUGCUGAUCGUGGGCGGCAUCUUCAUGGCGUACCAGAUGGGGGCCUCCAUCCUGGCCGACGUCAGGCCCCAGAUCGUGGCGGUGGGGGCCACGGUGCCUUUGCUGGGCUUGGCGGUGGGGGCGGUCCUGGCCAAGCUGGCGGGCCUGGCCCCGCCGCAGAGGAAGACUGUGAGCAUCGAGGUGGGCGUCCAGAACAGCCUGCUGGCGCUCGCCGUCAUGCAGCUGUCCUUUCGCCGCGCCGAGGCGGACUUCGCGUCGCAGGCGCCGUUCAUCGUGGCGCUGAGCAGCACCUCGGAGAUGCUCCUCAUGGUGCUGGCCUUCUACACCCGACGCUGGUUGUGCGGCUCGCAUGCCGCCGCCAGCCACACCUGAUUGUAGCUUUUAUUUGGACAAACGCAACCUGUUGGGGGGGGGGGGGGAAAGCUGUUUCACUUUUAUCGACUUUUUGUGGAUCCCCUUUUUCAUACGUUUUCACGAAAAAAACAAAAACAAACCAAAGGCCUUCUUCUACCCCUCACAUCUUUCUGGGAUCUUUUCAGUCAACAGUGGAACCCCCUUAAGUCGACAACGCCCGUUUAUGCCUACAACUUUUUUGUUCCGUUUAUAUUGACAAUCCGCCUGCGCCGACAACCCAUUUAUGUUGUCAACCAAUUUAUCCCAUUCAGAUUGGCAUCCUGUUUAUAUUGAGAAGCUGUUUAUGUUGACAGCCCAUUUAUGCCAUAGCCCCGUCUCAGAGGUCGACAACCAAUUUAUGUUCAUAUUGGCAACCUGUUUAUAUUGAGAACCUGUUUAUGUUGACAGCCCAUUUAUGGUAUAGACCCGUCUCAAAUGAAAAUCACCCGUUUAUGUUGACCACCAUUUCAUGUCAAGCCAUUUAUGUUUGCAACCAAUUUAUCCCGUUCAUAUUGGCAUCCGGUUUAUAUUGAAAACCUGUUUAUGUUGACAACCCGUUUAUGUUGACAGCCCAUUUAUGCCAUAGCCCCGUCUCAGAGGUCGACAACCCAUUUAUGUUCAUAUUGGCAACCUGUUUAUAUUGAGAACCUGUUUAUGUUGACAGCCCAUUUACGGUAUAGACCCGUCUCAAAUGAAAAUCACCCGUUUAUGUUGACCACCAUUUCAUGUCAACAAUCCAGUUAUGUUGACAGCCUCUUUAUGCCAUAGCCCUGUCUCAGAGGUCAACAACCCAUUUGUUUGCAACCCAUUUAUCCGGUUCAUAUUGGCCUCCUGUUUAUAUUGAGAAACUGUUUAUGUUGACAACCCGUUUAUGUUGACAGCCCAUUUAUGCCAUAGCCCCGUCUCAGAGGUCGACAACCCAUUUAUGUUUGCAACCCAUUUAUCCCGUUCAUAUUGGCAACCUGUUUACGUUGACAGUCCAUUUAUGUUACAAACCCGUUUCAAAUGACAACCACCCGUUUAUGUUGACCACCAUUUUAUGUCAACAAUCCAUUUAUGUUGACAGCCUCUUUAUGUCAUGAGCCCGUCUCAGAGGUCGACAACCCAUUUAUCCCGUUCAUAUUGGCAUCCUGUUUAUAUUGAGAACCUGUUUAUGUUGACUGCCCAUUUAUGCCAUAGCCCCGUCUCAGAGGUCGACAACCCAUUUAUGUUCAUUUUGGCAACCUGUUUAUGUUGACAGCCCAUUUAUGAUAUAGACCCGUCUCAAAUGAAAAUCACCCGUUUAUGUUGACCACCAUUUCAUGUCAACUAUCCAGUUAUGUUGGCAGCCCCUUAAUGUCAGCCCAUUUAUGUUUGCAACCAAUUUAUCCCGUUCAUAUUGGCAUCCGGUUUAUAUUGAGAACCUGUUUAUGUUGACAGCCCAUUUAUGCCAUAGCCCUGUCUCAGAGGUCAACAACCCAUUUGUUUGCAACCAAUUUAUCCCGUUCAUAUUGGCAUCCGGUUUAUAUUGAGAACCUGUUUAUGUUGACAGCCCAUUUAUGCCAUUGCCCCGUCUCAGAGGUCAACAACCCAUUUGUUUGCAACCCAUUUAUCCGGUUCAUAUUGGCAUCCUGUUUAUAUUGAGAAACUGUUUAUGUUGACAACCAGUUUAUGUUGACAGCCCAUUUAUGCCAUAGCCCCGUCUCAGAGGUCGACAACCCAUUUAUGUUUGCAACCCAUUUAUCCCGUUCAAAUUGGCAACCUGUUUACGUUGACAGCCCAUUUAUGUUACAGACCCGUCUCAAAUGACAACAACCGUUUAUGUUGACCACCAUUUUAUGUCAACAAUCCAUUUAUGUUGAUAGCCCCUUUAUGUCAUAAGCCCGUCUCAGAGGUCGACAACCCAUUUAUCCCGUUCAUAUUGGCAUCCUGUUUAUAUUGAGAACCUGUUUAUGUUGACUGCCCAUUUAUGUCAUAGCCCCGUCUCAGAGGUCGACAACCCAUUUAUGUUGUCAACCCAUUCAUCCCGUUCGUAUUGGCAACCUGUUUAUGUUGAGGCAUGUUCAUGUUGACAACCUGUGUAUGUUGACAGCCCAUUUAUGUUAUGGACCCGUCUCAAAUGACAACCAUCCGUUUAUGUUGACCACCAUUGUAUGUCAACAAUCCAGUUAUGUUGACAGCCCUUUAUGUCAUAAGCCCGUCUCGGAGGUCGCCAACCCAUUUAUCCCGUUCAUAUUGGCAUCCUGUUUAUGUUGAGAACCCGUUUAUGUUGACAGCCCAUUUAUGUCAUAGCCCCGUCUCAGAGGUCAACAACCCGUUUAUGUUGUCACCCCUUUCAUCCAGUUUAAAAUUGGCAACCUGUUUAUAUUGAGAACAUGUUCAUGUUGACAACCCGUGUAUUUUGACAGCCCAUUUAUGUCAUAGACCCGUCUCAAAUGAAAACCACCCGUUUAUGUUGACCACCAUUUUAUGUCAACAAUCCAGUUAUGUUGACAGCCCUUUUAUGUCAUAAGCCCGUCUCAGAGGUCGACAACCCAUUUAUCCCGUUCAUAUUGACAUCCUGUUUGUAUUGAGAACCUGUUUAUGUUGACAAACCGUUUAUGUUGACAGCUCAUUUAUGCCAUAGCCCCGUCUCAGAGGUCGACAACCCAUUUAUGUUUGCAACCCAUUUAUCCCGUUCAUAUUGGCAAACUGUUUAUAUUGAGAAAAUGUUAAUGUUGACAACCCGUUUAUGUUGACAGCCCAUUUAUGCCAUAGCCCCAUCUCAGACGUCGACAACCCAUUCAUCCCGUUCAUAUUGGCAUCAUGUUUGUAUUGAGAAACUUUAUGUUGACAGCCCAUUUAUGCCAUAGCCCCAUCUCAGAGGUCAACCCAUUUAUGUUGUCAACCAAUUUAUCCCCUUCAUAUUGGCAUCCUGUUUAUAUUGAGAAACUGUUUAUGUUCAGAACCCGUUUAUGUUGACAGCCCAUUUAUGCCAUAGCCCCGUCUCAGAGGUCGACAACCCAUUUAUGUUUGCAACCCAUUUAUCCCGUUCAUAUUGACAACCUGUUUAUAUUGAGAACAUGUUCAUGUUGACAGCCCCUGUAUUUUGACAGCCCAUUUAUGUUAUAGACCCGUCUCAAAUGACAACCACCCGUUUAUGUUGACCACCAUGUUAUGUCAACAAUCCAGUUAUGUUGACAGCCCCUUUAUGUCAUGAGCCCGUCUCAGAGGUCGACAACCCAUUUAUCCCGUUCAUAUUGGCAUCCUGUUUGUAUUGAGAACCUGUUUAUGUUGACAACCCGUUUAUGUUGACAGCCCAUUUAUGUCAUAGCCCUGUCUCAGAUGUCGACAACCCGUUUAUGUUGUCAACCCAUUCAUCCUGUUCAUAUUGGCAACCUGUUUAUAGUGAGAACAUGUUCGUGUUGACAGCCCAUUUAUGUCAUAGACCCGUCUAAAAUGUCAACAGCCCGUUUAUGUUGACCACUAUUUUAUGUCUAGAACCCAUCUAUGAUGACAACCUGCUUAUGUCAUCAACACAUAUCUUGUUUAUAUUGUCAACACAUUUAUGUCAACAACGCCCCGUCUAAAGUGCUGUCCACUUCAUUUUGGCAACCUGUUUAUGUUGACAAUAGGUCUAUGUUGACAGCGGGUUUAUGUCAUAGACCCGUCUCAAAUGUUAAAAACUAAUUUAAGUCAUUUAACAACCCAUCUAUGACAACAACCUGCUAAUGUUGUCAACACAUCUAUCCUGUUUAUAUUUGCAACCCAUUUAUGUCAACAACACCCAGUCUAAAGUGAUGACCAUGUCUAUGUUGACAGCCUUUUUGUCAUAGACCCGUCGCAAAUGUCAACAACUCAUUUAUGUUGACCACCAUUUUAUGUCAACCCAUCUAUGACAACAACCUGUUUAUGUCGUCACCACAUCUAUCUGUCUAUAUUGAUAACCCGUUUAUGUUGACAGCCCAUUUACGUCAUAGACCUGUCUCAAAUGUCAACAAUCCAUUUAUGUUGACCACCAAUUUAUGUCAACAAUCCAUCUAUAACGACAACCUGUUUGUCGUUAAAACAUCCUUUUUGUUUAUAUCGACAAGCUGUUUAUGUCAACAACACCUUGUCUACGGUGACAACCAGUUCAUAUUGGCAACCUGUUUAUGUUGACAACCCAUCAAUGUUGACAAGCUGUUUAUUUUGACACAUCCUUUAUAUUGACAACCCAUUUAUUUCGACCACCCGUUGAUGUCAGUGACUACCCGUUUCUGUUGACAGCCCAUUUAUGUCAUAGACCGUCUCAAAUGUCAACAGCCCAUUUAUUCCAUUCAUAUUGGCAACCUGUUUAUAUUGAGAACCUGUUCUUGUUGACAGCCCAUUUAUGUCAUAGACCGUCUCAAAUGUCAACAACCCAUUUAUUCCAUUCAUAUUGGCAACCUGUUUAUAUUGAGAACCUGUUCUUGUUGACAGCCCAUUUAUGUCAUAGACUGUCUCAAAUGUCAACAACCCUUUUAUGUUGACCACCGUUUUAUGUCAACACUCAUGUAUGACAAUAACCUGUUUGUGUUGUCACAAAAACUUGUCCUGUUUAUAUCAGCAACCCAUUUAUGUCAACAACACCCGAUCGACAGUGACAACCUGUUCAUAUUGGCAACUUGUUUAUGUUGAAAACCCAUCGAUGUUGAAGAGCCGUUUAUUUUGACGGAUCUUUUAUAUUGACAACCCAUUUAUGUUGACCACCCGUUUAUGUCUUGGACAACCUGUUUAUGUUGACACCCUUUUCAAAUUGACAACUUGUCUAUGUGGGCCAACUCCUCAAAUCCUUGUGUUAAGAUUACGAGAAAGCGCCAGCUCAAGUCGACAUCGACCGCUUUUGUUGAAUUUGAGAACCAAAGCAAAAAUUUCUAUGAAAAGUUCUUUUUUUAUCCUCCAUUCUGUCCAUGAUGUCUCCUGACAAAGUCACAAGUAAAAUGCAUAGUUUGAGUUAUGAAACCCGAACGCUUAUGUCGAUGCAAAUCAGUCAGUUUAAGGGAGGUCGACUUAAACAGGUUCCACUGUAUUGGCUUUAAAAAAAAAAAAGAUCCACUGUGAGCUUAGUGAAGAUUCUCAAGAAGAGAAAACAUUUAUGAAAAAAAAAGUCUAUUUUUCUAUUAAAUGCCAUUUUGUAAAGAAAAACAAAGAUUAUAUUGUUUCAUGUUUACAAGCUUCAACGUGUCUUAAAGUGACAACAACAACGUUUCAAAUGAAAAUGUUUGCUACUGAUUGUGUUUCAUGGAAAUGUAUCCGCUUACUUGAAUACUUCAGAGGAGAAAGGAAGAGGAAAAAAAGAAUAAAAAAGAAAAACUUUGCAAAGCACGACGUGUGUGUGUGUGUGUGUGUGUGUGUGUGUGUGUGAAGUGGUUGUUUGCACUCAGAGGUCGGAAAAAAGUAUUCAUACCUUUUUGAACUUUUAACACAUUUUGUAACGACCACAAAGGAAAACAUUUUACUGGCAUUGUAACGGUGUUCCUUUUUAAGAAUAAAAUGGUGUAAAAACAAAAAA